Messenger RNA from Astyanax mexicanus (Mexican tetra), 10404 nucleotides. RefSeq names its product methyl-CpG-binding domain protein 5. Bases 1053 to 5342 code for a protein of 1429 amino acids. The transcript is spliced from 10 exons. NCBI's taxonomy places the organism in Eukaryota, Metazoa, Chordata, Actinopteri, Characiformes, Acestrorhamphidae. Gene Ontology annotation, cellular component: nucleus; chromocenter. The record is from RefSeq and is a predicted model, not a curated record. Gene Ontology annotation, molecular function: chromatin binding; DNA binding.
UCCUGAUGGGGGCGCAGCGGGGCCGAGCUCCAUCUUCUAACCCCGAGCAGGCAGCCCGGAGAGAGGCAGCAGAGCAGAGGCAGCGGAUGGGGCAGCUUUUUUAUUUCUCUUUUUAAAGGGACAGAGUCGAUUUGAGACGAGCCUUAAAAACGGACUUUUCCAUCGCCGUCGACCUCUCGGGGACUUCAAACCGACGGCAGCGAUGCGCUGGACGGCUGUUAGGAGAUAGAAAAUCCGGGGAGAGGGAUCUGAGAGCCUCUCCUCCUCCUCCUCUUCUCCUCUAUCUCUCUCUCUACCCUAUCUCUCCUCUCGUCUCUCCGUUUCUUCUGCUCUCACUACACUGGCUAGCUGUUAGCUACCUACCCCCCUUUCGCUAGCAUUAGCUAGCUAGUUAGCUGUUAGCUCGCUCCCCCUGCCUCCUCCUCCUCCGCUUGGCCUCUCUGCUUUUGAGACGUUUCUCUGGAUACUUUGAACCAGCCUCGUAGACACGUAUUUACACUAACUUGGCUGUUUUCGCGGCGUUAAGCGGAAUAACAAGGCAGAAAUCAUGCAGUCCAUGGCUGGUGUGAGGGGUCAGUAGUGCACAUGAUGGGGGUUUCGGGUAUUAACUGAUCGGCCUGAGGGAAGAUGAGAAUCGUCCAUAUUUGGAAGGAGCAGCCUGGUAACCUGGACGGCAUCCUGUUGUGUUGAGUGCGGCCUACACGGAGGCUCGCACUGCAAUCAUGCGUUUUCUUCUCUGAGGUGCUGUCUGUUUCGCCAUAUGUAGCCCAGGAACUACGCCACACCUGCUCAUGGCUCUGAUUGGUCAGAGCCCGACGUGGGAAACCCCAUCUGAGUUUGGUAGCAUCCCGAUGAGGCUCGUCAGAGGCCCGGCCUCGCUGUGAGCCCGUCUCGCUCGCCCCGGGAACGCUUCCUGCAGCCGACGACUUCUUCUUUAGAGGAAAGUUGUGGUGCUCUUGUCCUCCCGUUUCCGAGAGACACGAUGACACGUAGUGUUGGGACAGUGACGAACGUGUGAUCUCUCUGGCGGAGUCGAGCACUAACCCAGAAAAAUGAAUGGAGGAAAGGAGAGUGAGAUAGGGGAGGGGGAGGGGCAGCCUGCACUUGCCCAGGUGCCUAUUGGCUGGCAGCGGAAGGUGGAGUCCACUGGGGUCGUCUAUAUCAGUCCCAGUGGUUCAGUGCUGUCCUGCCUGGAACAGGUAAAGUCCUAUCUACUCACGGACGGCACCUGUAAGUGUGGCCUGGAAUGUCCGCUCAUCCUCCCCAAGGUGUUUAAUUUCGAUCCUGGGGCCGCUGUCAAACAGAGGACUGCGGAGGACGUGAAGGCAGAUGAGGAUGUCACGAAGCUCUGCAUCCACAAGAGAAAGCUUAUUGCUGUAGCCACUUUGCACAAAAGUAUGGAGCUGCCACACCCCUCCCUAACACUGACCGGUCCCAGCGGAGGCACAAGUGCCACCUCUAUAACCCCUACCAUCCAGCGGUCUGCAACUCCUCGAGCAAUAAGGAAUAAGUCCCAUGAUGGGCUGCCCAACUCAACGCUGCCUGACUGCAAGAAUCCAUUCAAGAUGAUGAUGGCAGCAGGUCAACGGCACUACUCUGCGGACAUGAGUAGUGCCCAGCCGCCGGAGCACUUUUCUGGAUACUCUCGCCAGAGAUUGGGAAGCAAUGAACCAGGACCCAAGUCCCCCUAUCGCAGUGGGCCUGGAGGCAUGCUCAGCCCUUCGUCAGGCUCGCAGAUCUAUGGGGAUGGCUCCCUGUCCCCUAGGACUGACCCUUUGGGCAGUCCAGAUGCGUUUACACGGAGCAAUGCCUGUGGUUUCCAGGGGGCGGGUAGCCCCAACCCAAUUCAUGGCAGCAACAGGAUCCCCCUUUCCCCUCCUGGUAUCAUGAUUCAUGGUUCACCUGCUUCUCAGUUAUCUUGUGCAAUGGUUGGAAGGACUAACACGCCUCUCUCUCCCCCAGUUCCCAACAAAAGCCCCAUCAUGAAAAAGCCACAUUGUAACGUCAACUAUCCGCCUAGCAUGGACAUGACCAGAGCAGUAUUUCAUCACAAGGUCCAAACCACAUCACAUCCUGUUCCUCCCACUGCAAUCCCCCCAUCAUGUGCCCUUCAGAAAAAACAGAUGACCUCUGAGAAGGAUCCUCUCGGAAUCUUGGACCCCAUCCCUAGCAAACCUGUCAUUCAGAGUCCUAUGACGAACCCAAGCCCAUCCAACUUCCAGCCCAGUGCCCACUCUCAGGUACCAAUGAUGAAUGUAAACAUCCCUCCUGCCAUCGUCCCUUUGCCAAGCAACCUUCCCUUACCAACAGUGAAACCUGGGCCGGUUGGUCAUGGCGGGCACAUGCAGAGGACUCAGCACGGAGCAGCCACCUCCAUCUCCCCAUCACCUGUUACAUCCCCUGUGCACAUGUCUGGACCUGCACAUGGCCGCAUGGAGGCCUCCCCGCAACGAUCCCGCUCCUCUUCCACUUCCUCAGACCAUGGAAGCUUUGCCAUGCCCUCAGGGCCCCAGGCCCCUUGUGGAAGCAUGAAGGUUCCACCGCGGUCACCCCGAUCCUCCAUGGGUUCGCCCAGACCUGCCUUGCCUUCCAGCCCCUCUGCCAAGCCUGAUGCCCUCCACCAGUACAAAGACCCUAACCAGGUUCUGGUGGGGAUGAGCAAUGCGAUCAGCAGUCAGCACAACCCCAUGUUUCCCCCAGCCUCAGGCAGUAGUGCCCCCCAGAAGAACCACCCUGGACUCCUGGGCAUGCCCCUCAACCAGAUCCUCAACCAACACAAUGCUGCCUCUUUCCCUGCCAGCAGUCUACUUUCAGCAGCAGCCAAAGCACAGCUAGCAAAUCAAAACAAAAUAGGUGGUAGCAGUGGUGCUGGAAUGGGUGUUGGUGGAGGAAUGAGUGCAGGAGCUGGUGCUGGGAGCAUGGGGAGUGAAGGUGCUGGCAUUGCUCGUGGUGGGAAUAAUGGAAGUGGAGGCAAUGGUGGGGUGCCUUGCUCACUCACUGGCAGCGGAGGUAGCAGGACUGUCGACGGGCCCAAUACUUUAAAUCCCAUGCUGCCACCCAGUUCCUCCAUGCUCAUGUCUAUGCCCGAAGGCCAGAGUGGACGUGCAGCCUUGCGGGACAAGCUCAUGGCCCAGCAGCGUGAUCCUCUUCGCAAGCGCAAGCAGCCACCCAACAGUGGCACUCAUGACAACAUGGUUUACAGCAUGAUGAAACCGGACAUGGUCGGUCCUAGGCCCCCUUGCCCUCCUUCAGAGCAGAUGAGGAAAGUGCCCCGGCUCGGUGGUCUACCUCCAAACACCUCCAUGGCCCAGCUGCUCCAGUCAAUGAGCAACCAGAGCUCCCACAUGGCCAGGGGCGGUCGGCCAUUACCUGCAGGUCCUGCUCAGAUGCACUUUGGUGGCGAGGGUGCCAUUCCCCCUGGUGUUCCCCAACAGAGCAUGCAGUUACAACAACGACUUCACGGCCAAGCAGACCCAAUGCACUGUCCUGGCAUGGAGCCUGGUACUCAAGGCCCACACUCACAGUUCCCAGGGAUGAUGAACCAGAUGCAGGCACCACCUAUGGGGAACUGUGCACCCUUGGGCCCGGGUGGACAGGUUCCACUUGGACACCCUGCCAUGAGACAUCCGAGCACUCACCCACAGCAACUGUCUCACCUACAUCAACAGCAGCAAGGCCAUCCUCACGGGCAUGUCCGGCCAAAUAUGUCCUGUAUGGUACCCAAUAACAGUGAUGGUGGCUGUGCCCAAGCCAUGCCUGACACAGAUGCAUCAUCACUGAACUGCAGUAUGGGGAAUUCUAUGAUUGGCAAUGCAGGACAAAUGUACCAGCAUCAUCAGCUGCACCCAGCACUACAGGGUGGACACCUGUACCAGGGCCAGGGGCACCCCUAUUCAGAAGCACCUUUUCCUGAGAAUAACACCCCUAACUCCAAUAGCAUGGCCUGCCUGUACCAGGACUACCAGGGUUGCAUGCCUGACAACACCCCAGUUUCCCGUACCCAGAUGAGCUCUCAGCCUGGCAUGACAUCACUUCCUACUGAGACGAGAAUGUUCCAGGAUGGUCAGCAGGAGCUCCAAAGUCAAAAUGAGGUUACCAUGCCUGGAUCUGCCGGGGGUCAGGGGUCGGAGCAGUUACCCGGGGGCGGCAGCCCAGAGGCAGUGGACGCAAUCUAUCGGGCUGUGGUGGAUGCAGCAAGCAAAGGCAUGCAGGUGACCAUCACCACAACGGUGAGCAGCAGCACACAGGCCAGCCCUGUCCCUGCACUGAGCGCCAUGACCGCCUUUACCGCCUCUAUAGGUGAGCCUCACGGCUUGCCGCAUGCUGUAAAUGCCGUCAUCCACGGCCCCAGGGCGACUGAGGGUCCGGAGGCAUUGACCAGGCCCCCACCGCCCCCGUCACGAGCCGGCCGAAGCCGCAGGAGUUCCGAACAGGGCAAGAGCACACCUGACAGCACGGAAGCGCACGAGUACUUCCGCUCACCCCGCCAGCAGUGGGAGGAGCCGAGUCACGCCCAGUGGCGGGGGGAGGAGUUUCUGGAAUGUUCCACACAGGUGCGCAGCAGCCCAUGUAUUGAUGGGAGCGACAGAGCCGGCACCAUGGUCACAACCCCGCAGUCCCGUGACCCAGUAGAGCAUCAGGGCGAUGAUGGCGGGAACUUCCGCUACAACCAUUGUAACCGCACUCCCGUCAACUUCAAGGAGAGACUGGAGCAGACAGUGGAGCGCUGCGCCCACAUCAAUGGUGGCCUGCCCCCGUCCAGUCGUGGUGGAGGUGGGGGCGGCGGUGGCUAUGGUGAGCCCCUGACAGGGGAUGACCAGUCGCCAGGCUCCUCUACUAGCUUAGAGGGGCCGCUGCUGAAGGACUACGCUCACUUCAAUGGGCACUUUAACGGGCACUGCGCGCCCAGCCCCUCCGACACCAAGAGCCUGAGCAGUGAGGAGGAGCUUCGGCACCCGGACUCGCCCUCUGCUGACCUGAUGCACUACCGGUCCAGAGGUUUCAAUGUGGGGGAGCUCGUUUGGCCAAUCAAAGGCUUUCCUUCAUGGCCCAACAAACUGGUGGGGGAAGAGCACAGGCACAAUCCCAGCAUGCAGCUGUCUGACCAGGCCAAGGUGGAGCCUGAGAAGCUGAAAACACUAACGCAGGACCUGGAGGCGCUGGACAGGGCUGCCAAAAGGAACAGAAAAGCUGGGAAGUUAAAUAAUCAUUUAGAAGCUGCUAUCCAGGAAGCCAUGAGUGAGCUGGACAAGAUGUCAGGCACUGUACAUCCAAUGUCCUCAAGAGAGCGAGAACGGCAGGUCAAGCUGCCCAAACCCAAGAGGAGGAAGAUCUCCAGAUAACAGAGAGAGAAAACCACGACCAGAGCAGUAUCCAGCCUCAGAGCUUUUCCAAACACGCACGCACUCUUUCUCCCUCUCUAUCUUUUACCUCUCUCUGUCUCUCUAUCUCUUGUGCUUGCUCUCGCUCUCCGUUCAACUUGUUUCGACCUGGUGCUACAUUCUAGCAGACGGCUGGUCAAGGCCCCGCCCUCACAAAGUAACUGACUGACAGGUGCUGGAUAAGCCAAUCAGAAAUGGUGGCGAUUUGACUACAACUCACUGAAGAACUAUUUUUUUCUAGAAUACAAAGAAAAAUAUCAAAAAAAGAAGAAAAAAAAGUACUGCAUUUAAGAGAAUAGACAGUCCAAAUAUUUCUGAUACAUUUUCAAUGUGUAUAUAGACAAUACAGAAAUUUCAUGGUGAAAUCUUGAGAAGAAAAUGUAAAUAUUGUACGAUAAUGCCAUGUACAAGCAGACUCAAUGCAUACUUUAUCUUCAGUUGUACAAAAAAGAAAAACAAAUCAAAGCCGAAAAAACGUCUACCAAUGUGAUGGUUUCUAUUCAGCUCUUGGUCUGCAAGGCCACGCGUGAAUAGGAUGAAUAAGAAGAAGAGUCAGUCGGAUGCUUUUAUGUGCUUCUGUUGGAGUGUGUGUGCGUGAGUUUCUUUUGUUUUGUUCUUUUUUUUGUGUGUGUGUGAGUGUGCGUGUGUGUGUGUGCACGCACAUGUAGAAGAGUGGACUUCACCAGCUGACCGGGGGCAAUGCUACACUGCAGGUUUGACUUUCCUAGUACUGUUCCUAGUCUUCCACCAUUGAACACUACCUGACCACCAUUUCCCACAUUGGCCAUACUCCAUUACUCAGUGUUGGUGGAUGACACCUUUUGUUUUUGUUCGUUUGUUUUUGAUUUGCAGUCAAAUAACCCUGCUGAAUCAGUUGAAUGAUCUAUGCUCCGCCCAGAAACACUUUCUUUCAUGGCUACUGUUGCUAGGCUGGACAAGCUUUACUGAACGUUAAAAAAAAUUCUCAAUCAACCAGUGACAACUUACAACUGUCUGUUAUCAGUAAAUAUGUCAGUUAUUUCAAAUUAUAGUAUUUAUUUCAUGGUCUUGUUGAAAGCUUACACUGUUAUAAUAAAGCAGAUGUACAUUUUUCUACUAUUACAGGGCCCAUAUCAUGGACAAUUCAAUAAAAAAAAGGACAGAAAAUUCAUAGUUUUAUGUAAUAUGUAAACACUCCCUGAUGUGUACAGUUCAUAUAUGGAAAAUAGCAGCAAAAACAGCUACUUUUGAAUUUAUAAUUUUUGUGAUGUCGCAGAAAAGCCAACAUAUUUUACAUAUGGACAUUUGUUUUAACCCAGAGAAGUUUCUGUCUACAUUUAUAUAAAUACUGUAGUAUGUAAACACUCCACAAACUAUAAACAUGAACUAUAGUUCAUAUAUAAAAACAUAUAUAACAUUUUUGAAUUUGGCUAUUUUUGUGAUCUCACAAAAAAAUAUUUUAAAUAAUUAAAAUCAUUGUGAAUUGACUUAAAAAAAUACGUUUAAUUUGUUUGUAAAGCUGCCUUUUUUCAGAGAUUUGGGAGCAACAGUGAGAGGAGCACAGAUUUUUCCCAUUAAUUUAUAACUCAAACUCAAGUUAUAGGACCCGCCUUCAAAUCCAAUGUGUGAACCAUAAAUGUCUGUUAACGCUUCAUUUGACUACGCCACGUUUUAACCCCGAACAGACUGAACCCUGUCAUCAAGAGAGCAUGAGAGAGAAGUGCAAUUUGCAGUUAUGGGCCUUAUAUUUUUGUUAUAAAUUAUUUAUGUACAGUAUUCUGUAUUUAUUUUAGCUGUUCAAUUGUACUUGGCAAUAAUACAACCCUGAGCGAAUGCUCUGUAAAGCCUUACAUGUGUAUGUAUAAAGCCUAUAUGUAUCUAUAUGUAUCACUUUUUGCUCAAGAGAUACAGCCUUGAUAUUCAGUAUUAUUCAUUUAAACAGAUAACCUAUAUUUUUGGCCCUGUAUUUAAUGUCUGUGGUGUUGAGGCAGCACAACAGCGCUUGUUAUUGUAUAACACUGUUACGUUUUAUUCCUGUUGCGGCAGCGAGCGCCAAGGACUAGCGGGCUGAUGAAAAUGCUGAAAUCUCGUACAGACUCAGGGAGACCUGUCAAUCCGUUCAGAUUUCAGUUCUGCGAGGGGCUAUGAUUUAUGAUUUAAGAGAUAUACAGCGUACCAUUUCUUUUUUUUUCUUUUUUUUCUUUUUUAUGUCUUAAUUUUUUGAUGUCUGUAAUAUCAUAUGUGACCAGUUGUCAGUUUAAAAGAGAUUAAUAGCCUGUGAGGUACAGGAGGCCUGUAGGACCUUUGUUUUACCCUCGUAUUAGCCUUUUAUACUGGUAUACUACGUUCAGAUGCUAAGCUUUUAAACUGUUUUAAGAAAAUAAUGUCCUCAAAUCACUGUAUGUUUGUGUGUGUGUGUGAAAAAGAGAGAGAGAAAAGAUGAGAAUAAAGUGUCUGCCCCCGACCCUAAAACACUACAAAAAAUCUUUCAUAAACACUAACAAGGAACAUGGUUGUGGCUCUUCUAACAGGCUGAGUUCGCUUGAUAAGCCUGGCUCACUAAUGAUUUAAGAUUAUUUUGUUAGUUUCCACACUUACCGUCCACCAUGACAAGUGUAACAUUAGUUGUUCUCCCUCAACCCCAACCGAGCUGGUCCACCCUGACAUUAACAGCUACUGCUGUGAUAGGGUCUUGGUUUCAAUACUUGUUUCAGUUUUAAGACCUUCAUUUCCAGCUCCCAUAAAAAGCAUCACUUAAUAAGAACCUCAGUUAGCUGUACAGCUAAUAACAAGCUAAAUAUUAGCUUCCUUAAGAACCCCUGUUAGCUCUACAGCUAAUAACAAGCUAAAUCUUAGCUCCUAUAAGAACCCAAGUUAGCUGUACAGCUAAUAACAAGCUAAAUCUUAGCUCCUAUAAGAACCACAGUUAGCUGUACAGCUAAUAACAAGCUAAAUCUUAGCUCCUAUAAGAACCACAGUUAGCUGUACAGCUAAUAACACACUAUACUUUAGCUCCUAUAAGAACCCCUGUUAGCUCUACAGCUAAUAAGAACCCCAGGCAGCUGUACAGCUAAUAACAAGCUGUAUUUCACCUCCUAUAAGAACCUCAGUUAGCUGAACAGCUAAUAAUGAGCUGUGGUUUAGCUCCCAAAAAAAACCCAGUUAGCUGAACAGCUAAUAAUGAGCUAUAUUUUUCCAGCUAUAAGAACCUCAGUUAGCUGAACAGCUAAUAAUGAGCUAUAUCUUUUCCUUCCAUAGAAACUAGUUAAAUUUACAGCAGCUAGCUUUAAGCUUUAUAAGAAGCUUAGUUAGCUGUACAGCUGCUAGCUAGCUGUUUUAGCUUCCAUAAGAACCCCAGUGACCCUUGAGCUGCUAAUAGCUAUGUUUCAGAUAACAUAAGACCAAAUUAAAUGCAGCUGUACAACUAGCUGUGUUUUCUGCUCAUUUAAAAACUAGUUAGCUUUACAGUACUAGCUUUAUUUCAACUCCCAUAAGAAGCCCAGUUAGCUGUACAGCUACUAGUUAUAUUUUAGCUCCCAUAAACUCUAGUUAGCUGUACAGCUAUUUAUUUGUAAAGUCAGGAGAGCCUCACCAUUCCAGAGUUCAUAAUCCAAGAUGGCUACACUGCACAUCAACAGUGUAUCAGUACUUUUAUACAGUUUAUUGUACACAGAGUACUGUCCAGCAUUUAUCUGUGGACUAUUUCCUUGGUGUUUCAGUGCUCAGUAACUGUAUGGGGAGUGUAUCACCUGUUAUCACUUACAGUGCUAACCUGGGACAUAUUAUAGCAAGAUUUGCUAUAAAAAAAACAGUAAAGGAUGGUCUAAACAGUAGUGUCCUUUAAUGUGAUUACCAGCUCCGACUAAAUGGUAAGCAGUAUUUACCACCCAUAAAGUCCCCAUUUAGCUGUACAGCUAAUAGUUGUUUCAUAAUAAUCCCACAAAAAGCAGAACUUAACAAGAAAACAUUUAUAUAUAUUGAUUUGUCUGUGUAUGUAUGGGGAAAAAUGAAAUAACUUGCCCAGUAGCACAGCAUCCAGUGGACCAGCUGGGUAGAGUACUGUGCUUGACACCCCAUCUACCCCUACUGUGUAGAAGCCAUUAUUGUUUCGUCUUUCUUCAUAGGAAAUUCACUACUAAAAUGUUGAGUGCAAUAUAACAGAAUAUGGAUCUGAAAAGCAGCCAUGUUGUGUCAUCUGAAUGUCCUUUUUUUUUAACUUUUUUUUUCAUGCAAAUGUACGUAAAUGGAAUGGACAAGUUGGAAUCUUCUCAAUCUUCUUAUCUGUGGCCCUCAAAUAGGCUCACUUAGCCUUAUUUCAGAUACUUUCGCUAUUUUGCUCUCGACCCUCAUGUCUGUCUGUCCUGCGUGUGUCCCCAGGCCUGGUGAAGUCCACUCUCUACUCUGUAGCCCCCUGUUCCAAGGAACUCCCCAAGCCCCCCAUAUACAUAUAAAUACACACACACACGCACGCACUCUAACUGGCAAUGUUAUAAGGUCAAAUACAUUUAUUUUAUUUUAUUUUUUUGUUUUUUUUGUGUUCAGAUGGUCAAUGUUGUCCAGAACUUUCUGCUUCUGUAUGUUUGCUCAUAUCUUUACUUUGAUUUCCCCCUAGUUUUCUGAUUGUGUUUUUCUUUCUGGCCUCGUUGCUUGAUCUUUAUCUGAUUGGUAUGACCAACUGUUGCGUCAUCAUCAAUAUUGGAGGUUUUAACCCACCCCCAAACAUGUAACUUAGUAUAUAUUUUCUCACCAAUAUAUACUUUACAGCCGUUGACUUUGUAAAGUAUGUCGUGCACUUGAUUUCAUCCGUUUCAAAUAGCUUUGAUGCGGAGGUUAGAAUAGAUAUUAAAGUCCAUACUUUCUUCUCGCUUCUUUUUGUUGGUUUGUUUGUUUGUUUGUUUUGAUUUGUUUGUUUUUUAGAUUUUUAUGGGUUGUCCUGAACAGCAGUUUUGUAAAUAUUGUGAACAUUACAGGUCAAACUGUGAUGUAACAUUGAAAUAAUGUUGCACCGAUGUUUCAAUUAAAAACUGAUCACUCAUACUUGAAA